AUGAGCUCCUACUCCUGGAAGCUCACUUAUUUUGGACCGUAUGAGAUCACAAGCCAGGUAUUCUACAGCACCCUACACUCCUAUUGCCUGGUCAAUAUCAAGCCCCUUCUCCCAGGUCACGUGCUUGUCGUCUCGAAUCGCAUUGUCCCACGGUUCACAGAUCUCAAUGCCAAUGAAGUCACCGAUCUUUACAUGACCGUCCAGAAGGUGCAAAGGAUGUUGGCGAAGGUCUACUUUAAGGAUCCGGAGUCGGAGAAGGGGGGGUUCGGGGGUAAGCUUGAGGAUGGAGCAUUCAACGUCGCUAUGCAGGAUGGCGUAUCAGCGGGUCAGACCGUACCGCAUGUUCAUGUCCACAUUAUCCCUAGACCGAAAGAUUCUCCUCAAAACGACCAGAUCUACGACAGAAUGGAGAGUGAGGAGGGUAAUGUUGGAGGUGCACUCUGGGAUAGGAGUCGUCCCGUGAAUCAGGGAAAGUUUGCGAAGCCUGAGGAGUCAGAGAGGAAGAAUAGAACGGAGGAAGAGAUGGUCAAAGAGGCUAAUUUCUUUCGAGAGCAAAUGGAAUUGGUAGACUAA
Messenger RNA from Hyaloscypha bicolor E, 573 nucleotides. Its product is annotated as HIT domain-containing protein. The record is from RefSeq and is a predicted model, not a curated record. The transcript is spliced from 2 exons. Bases 1 to 573 code for a protein of 190 amino acids. Gene Ontology annotation, molecular function: catalytic activity. NCBI's taxonomy places the organism in Eukaryota, Fungi, Ascomycota, Leotiomycetes, Helotiales, Hyaloscyphaceae.